Molecule: messenger RNA, 1962 nt
Organism: Daphnia magna
Lineage: Eukaryota; Metazoa; Arthropoda; Branchiopoda; Diplostraca; Daphniidae
Product: beta-1,4-galactosyltransferase 4
Exons: 5
Coding region: 33-1127 (364 amino acids)
Biological process (GO): glycosphingolipid biosynthetic process; carbohydrate metabolic process
Molecular function (GO): N-acetyl-beta-glucosaminyl-derivative 4-beta-N-acetylgalactosaminyltransferase activity
Source: RefSeq, a predicted model, not a curated record
UUAAGCCGAAGCCUUAUUCAGCCAGUAGAGAAAUGACAAUCAGAUGCACCAGUAUGAUAGUUCGAGGGGUCCACGUAAAUUUUCUUAUUUCAGCAAUGUUCUGCGUUUCAUUUUUCAGCUUUAUGGUGACUCAUUUUUUUGGAUUGCCCCAUAUAUCUCAACACAGAAUAGUUCUCAAAUCGGAGAAUAUAGUUUUACCUGCAAUUCAACAACAUUAUCGCCUAUCCCAAAAAUUGGGAAUAUCUUCUGGCGGAAAGAAGUCGUCCACACACGGGAUUAGAGAUUAUAUCCCUAUUGCAAGCAUUUUUGCAAAAAUCAUCGUCGGUUCAACCACAAUUGAUUCAAAAAACAAAAUUAAGGGACUCUGCCCUUUCGUUUCACCUUUGUUGGUUUGGGCAGGCAACGCUUGGGCAGCUGGCUGGUGGUGCUACCCACUGUUAAUUCGCAGUAAUCUUGGAUGGACUAACAUGUCAAUGAUUGCAUCUGACAGUCGCAAGGAAAACGAAUAUGCUUUCACGUCAAGGAUGUCAACCAUGGGAUUGAAGCCAGGUGGGAAUUACAAACCAGAAAAUUGUUAUUCGCGAAACAAAGUAGCCCUCAUCGUACCAUACCGACGAAGGGAAUUCCAUUUGAAAAUCUUUUUACGUUACAUGCAUCCAUUUCUUCAACGACAACAACUACAAUACGUCAUUUUCAUAGUUGAACAAACAAAUGGCUCACCAUUCAACCGCGGUAUGCUUAUGAACAUUGGAUACCAAGAGGCUCUGAAACUAGGAUCUUUUCAAUGUUUUAUUUUUCACGACGUCGAUCUUCUUCCCGAAGAUGACCGCAACCCUUAUACAUGUCCAAAAAACGAAAGACCCCGGCAAAUGGCUUACUCGAUAGAUAUUUACGACUACAGCGUCACAACUGGGCACGAUAAGAUCGAGGGCUUUUCGACAAAUGGUGGGAUUCCAGAAAUAUCCAAUUCGUCCUUGUCAAUCCAUUCUGCAUCCUCUGCUUCUAAGCCAUUAUUGUCAUCUGAUACAAUGAUAGCCAUCAUUUCUCUCUGUCGCAUCGCUGCGAUGCGAACAGGUCUAGUUCUUGUGACGAUGAACUCUUUCUCAACAAUUGCACUUGCGCUUUGAUUCUUCUUUUUGUGUACAAUCAUGUGACUCUUCAGCAUAACUUUCGAUGCAAAAUAAAGCGAACAUUUUUGGCAAAUUCGAUCCAAUAACUGCGACUGAACUGAGGGUGUGUAAAGAUCAUAAGGGAGCGUAAGGAAUUCUUUAGUUGAAUUAGGCAAUAAGUCGCGUGAAAGAUGGAGCGAUAAAAAUAAAGAAGGAAAGACGUGACUUUCAAAGCCACUUCGAUCAGAAGCUUUUAACCCUUUGUCAGUUUGGAUCAAUUGAAUCGGAGGAGGAAUAAACCGCGUAGGAACAACGGCCAAGUAUGAGCUUCUCGGCUCGUUAAUACAACACAUUAGAUUUUUACACUUAACAAUUUGCGUAAAGUACUGGCUCGUGCGAACAUGCUCCGAAAACCAAUACUGAUUUUUCACGUUGAGCCGAUCUUGACUGAAUUCAUAAUAAUUCGGAUCCACAUAUUCAGCAACACAAGGAUAUCCAUCAAAUACUACUUUGCUCCAUACCUCUGCCAGAGUAGUCCCAGCUUUUUCAAAGUUCUGUUUUUCAAGGUCCACAUCGAUGGUCUUACCAGCUGCGUCAAGGUGGUUUCCAUAGUAAUUAUGAGGAAGAAUUAACCCAGAUAGUGGGCGACUUAAAGGGGCCAUCCUUCGCUCUGCUCGAUUAUGGGCACUCCUGCCUUUUUAUGUGAAAAUAUAAUGAAAAGGCGUUUUGUAUAUGGGUGUGUAAAAAAUCUCAUCCAAUAGGAUUGUUAUAAAGUUGACAUUACCUGGUGCAUUGGUAAAGAUGAAAAUCGCAUCAAGAUCGUGUGACACAAAGUGAUGUAUUGCAAAUUCAA